This is a messenger RNA of Prunus armeniaca (apricot), 831 nucleotides long. NCBI's taxonomy places the organism in Eukaryota, Viridiplantae, Streptophyta, Magnoliopsida, Rosales, Rosaceae. The record is from the annotation of a GenBank genome assembly.
AUGGGCAAAACCCUACAUCUCUCGAUCUCCGAUAAGGACCUCAGUGCCGCCACCGCUGAUGUUCACCAUGACCACCUCCAAUCCCAACUUGACGGUGUUGUCGACUCCAUCUCUUCUCUCGAAGCCCACCAGACUGACAUCCAAACCUCCCUCACUUCCCUCUCCUCCUUCAACUCUGCCUUCCAGACUCAAAUCACCAACCAAUUAUUCGCUUUUCAAUCCCUCAUUCUUGACGAACUUCGCAACAUCCAGCCCCGCACCUCUACCGUUCCACCCACCCAACCUGCUACAACCUCCCUUCCUCAUUCUCUCUCCCUUUUGGCAACCCCACCUCCUCACUAUGCCUCUACUUCCCAUACACCUCAGCCUUCCCCUUCUUUCCGCUCUCUCUUUCCCCCAGCCACAACCACAUACAGUGGUCUUGGCCUUUCCCACCCGCCCUCCCCGGCUCUCAACCGUUAUGUUGGUCAACCAGUUUUUCGCACCCGUCCCACUCAUCAUUUCACCCAACACACACUGCCGCUCUAUACCACCCUUUCUCCUUCAUCCCUUCCCCACCUACCUUCUCCAACGCACUAUCCAUACCUUCCCCCUACCCCUCCUUUUCCUACUACCCAUACCUCGCUUCCUGCUCUUGAUCCUCUGCUCUACCAUUCCCCUUCCUUUGUAAAAAUCAUCAAAAUCGACCUACCUCGCUUUACUGGCAAGGAUGCUUACGGCUGGCUCACCAUGGCCGAGCGUUACCUGGACUAUUAUUCGGUCCCCUUUUUCCAACGAGUCACGGUCACAGCUUGUAAUUUUGGGUCGAACGCUUCCAUUUGGAUGCGUUAG